Molecule: messenger RNA, 3643 nt
Organism: Gamsiella multidivaricata
Lineage: Eukaryota; Fungi; Mortierellomycota; Mortierellomycetes; Mortierellales; Mortierellaceae
Product: fibronectin-binding protein A N-terminus-domain-containing protein
Exons: 8
Coding region: 41-3604 (1187 amino acids)
Biological process (GO): rescue of stalled cytosolic ribosome; ribosome-associated ubiquitin-dependent protein catabolic process
Cellular component (GO): RQC complex
Molecular function (GO): ribosomal large subunit binding; tRNA binding
Source: RefSeq, a predicted model, not a curated record
CGCCUUUUUUCUUCACUUCUCACCAUCAACAUACAACGCCAUGCCAAAGCUGCGCUUUGGGUCUCUCGAUGUGCGUGCUACAGUCGCCACACUACAACAAACAAUCGUUGGACUUCGCUUGCAGAACGUGUACGAUGUCAACUCGAGGACAUAUCUCUUCAAAUUCUCAAAGCCUGACAGGAAGGAGAUGGUGCUGAUCGAGUCCGGUAUCCGCAUGCACACCACUCUCUUUCUCCGCGACAAAUCAAUUACACCCUCAGGAUUCUGUAUUAAAAUCCGCAAGCAUUUGAGGACGAGGCGACUGACUGGAGUCAAGCAACUUGGAUCAGAUCGUAUUGUAGAUUUUGAGUUUGGCGCAGACGACUUGAACAAUACGUACCACAUUAUUGCAGAGUUCUAUGCUGCGGGCAAUUUAAUCCUAACGGAUGGCCACUACAAGAUUCUUUCGAUCCUGCGCGUCGUCCAACCUAAUGAGAAAGUCAGGAUGGCGGUUGGAGAGACAUAUGAUAUCGGGGCCUUGACACGCAGCUUUGAGCCGAUUCAGAAGGAACAUCUUGUCGAAGUCUUGAAGUCUGCAGGACCCAAAGAUAUCCUGAAAAAGAUUCUCAACACAAAGCUAUUUUACGGCCCUGCACUCACAGAACAUGCAAUUCUCAAGGCUGGUCUUACCCCAAAUACAACUGUGGCGACUGGAUUUGAUACAUCAGAGGGGUCACCCCAAAUCCAAGCACUUUUCGAGGCAUUGCAGGCCGCCGACAGCAUCAUCGAAAAGGGAGGAGACGAUGAAAAGAAGGGAUAUAUCAUCAUGCUCAAGCACAAGAAGAAGAAUGAGGACGAUCCUAAUGAGCAAGAACUUGUCACGUACGAUGAGUUCCACCCCUACUUGUUUUUGCAGCACGAAUUGCAAGUGCACAAGGAGUUCGAGUCAUUUGAUGCAGCAGUUGAUGAGUUCUUCUCAGCCAUCGAGAGUCAGCGCUUGGAGCUCAAGAAGCGUGCGCAAGAGGAACAUGCUCAAAAGAAACUGGACAGCGUCAGGAUGGAGCACUUUGGUCGUGUCCGUGGUCUAGAGGAGGCCCAGCAGAUGAAUGUGAUGAGAGCGGAAUUGAUCGAGGCCAAUCUGGAGAUGUGCGAUCAAGCUAUUAUGAUUAUUCGCAAUGCUGUCGCCACCGGAAUGGACUGGAAGGAUCUCGCAGACUUGGUAGACGAAGAGAAGAGGCAUGGUAAUCCUAUUGCACUCAUGAUUGACUCUCUAAAGCUGGAGUCAAACAAUGUCUGCGUCGUUCUGAGCGAUCCUUACGAUGAGGAAGAAGAGAAACAGGACCAGGACGAGGAUCAAGAAGAUCAGGAGGCAGAGGACCGACAUCAGCCCAAGGCCAAGCCUACUGUGCUCAUUGACCUCGAUAUUUAUCUCACUGCCUUUGCGAAUGCACGCAAGUACUAUGAUGUCAAGAAACAGUCGGCCAUUAAACAGGAGAAGACGCUGGCUCAUGCCUCCAAGGCUUUCAAAAGUGCGGAGAAAAAGAUUCGCCAACAGCUACAGGAGGUCAAGAUUACAACGUCGAUUCAGCGAGCACGCAAGCCGUAUUGGUUCGAGAAGUUUAUGUGGUUUAUCACAUCAGAAAAUUACCUGGUCAUCGCUGGACGAGACGCACAGCAGAACGAGAUGAUUGUCAAGCGCUACAUGAAAAAGAACGAUAUCUAUGUUCAUGCGGAUAUUCAUGGUGCAGCGACGGUCUUGAUCAAAAAUCCGUCUGACAAGGAUCCAGUUCCGCCGAGCUCGAUCUACCAGGCAGGAAUCAUGUCUGUCUGCCAAAGCAAAGCGUGGGAUGCCAAGAUUGUCACGUCCGCUUACUGGGUUCGCGCAGAUCAGGUCAGCAAAUCGGCACCUACGGGAGAGUAUCUCACUACCGGCAGCUUCAUGAUCCGUGGCAAGAAAAAUUUUUUGCCACCGGUACAGCUGGUUUAUGGAUUCGGACUAUUGUUCAAGCUAGACGACUCUUCAAUUGCGAACCAUCUCAACGAACGUCAUGCCCCCAGGAUCGAAGAUGCGGAGAGUCCUGCUGCCACCGCGAAUUUAGAGACGGCUACCUCCAAGGCGCAUGACGAUGAGGUCCCGUCUGCCGCGACGCCCGCGGAGGAUAAAGAGGAGCAGGAGGAGCAGGAGGAGCAUGGUCUUGGUGGUUCUGAUGAUUCUGAUAGUGAGAAGGAGAGCAAUGAAGAUCGAUCCGCAGUCAGUCGCGACGGGGAUGAUGAUGCAAGCCUGGAGGAUAGCAAGGACGAGUCGCAAACCCAGAGCCAGGACGACGACAAUGGCAAAUCCGACUCUGAGGAUGAAUCUGAGGCAGCCGAGUCGUCUGACGAGGAGUUCCCUGAUACUCAGAUCCAGUUUAACACAAAUGCGAUGAAUACCAACAAGAAGCAGCAACAGCAGCAACAGCAACAACAAGCGAUGGCCGGACCUGCGAUUGACAAGUAUGGACUCCAGGACUAUGGCGAUGACAGCAAUGAGGAACUCGAAAAAAAUGAUGAUACAUCAUCUCUGGCAUCAUCGGACAGGCCUCAACAAGGAAAGUCCAGUUACAUUACUGCCAAGAUGCGCCGCGAUAUGAAGAAAGGCAGGACUCCUGGUCAGUCUGAGGACAUUGGCGAGUCAUCACAGGCUGCCCAGAAGGAGACUCAGCCCAAGAAGCAGCAACAGGCGGACAAGAAGAAAGGUGCAGUAGCAGCAGCUCCUCCUCCUCCUCCUCCUACCUCGGUGCGCGGCAAGAGAGGCAAGGCCAAGAAGAUCAAGGAAAAGUAUGCUGAUCAAGAUGAGGAAGAACGCCAGCUUCGUCUUGAAUUGCUUGCUCCUGACAAGGGUCCGCAACUGAAGGGCAAGCGGGCCAAGAAGGAGGCGGAGAAGAAGGCGGAGAAGGCAGCAUUGACAGAAAAGAGACGUGUCCAGCAGGAUGAGUACCAGAAGGGCCAGACAGCCAAGGACAGAAAUAAAGGUGGCAAAAAGGCACCGCACAACGGCAAGAUUCCAGAUGCUGCAACGAAUGGGGACACCGAAGAUGCUGUCCAGGGCGAUGCCGAUGCUGCUGUUCCUUUGCUGGAUGAGAAUGCGAAUGAGGACGAGCGUGAGGAGGUGCGCCGUCUGUUGCAGGAGGAGAACAUCAAGAUGCUGGAGCCCGAAGAGUCCGAAAACCUAACAGUCUUGGAUGGUCUGACUGGGCGCCCAUUGCCGACAGAUAUCCUGCAGUUUGCGGUACCUGUCUGCGCACCCUAUAGCGCACUUCAGAAGUAUAAGUACAAGGUCAAGUUGAUCCCGGGAACAAUGAAGAAGGGCAAGGCAGUCAAGACGGCCAUGAACCACUUUUUGACAGCAGUCAAUAGUAACAGUUCGUCCUCCGCAUCGGAAUCGUCUGAGACCAAGACGGUCAAUGGUCUAUCGGGACAGGAAUUGCGCGCGGCAGAGACGGCACUCGAAGCACGCGAGCGUGAGUUAAUCAAGAUGGUCAAGGACGAGGAGGCAAUCAAUGCGAUGAUCGGAAAGAGUAAGGUCUCGGCACCGGGAGUAGAGGCGUCCAAGAAGAAGAGCGGAGGAAGCAAGGGACGCAAAUGAGAUGCGCGUUUAUUUGUAAUAAAGGAUGCUUUGUUUAAC